UGCUUAAAACAUCAGCUUGAAGAACUUAAAAAAGUGAAACAAAUAACUCAAAAUUGAUUAAACAGCAUAAAAAGAAGCUACAACAUAAUAUUAACCUGCUUUUAGAAAAGGAAGAAAAAUUGGAAACAGAAAUUGAGAUUUUGAAAGAAAAUAUCCUACCUCUACAAGAGCAAGUGAAUUCUAUACAAUCAAAAAUGAAAGGCUUAACAAUGCUUGAAAGAAAAAUGAAUUCAAAUGAAGAUAUUCUAAACACUUUAAGCUUAGAUGUUAAAAGUUGUAACAUGGCAACUAGUGCAUUAAAACUAGAUUUUUGUAAGGAAACAGAUAGGAUUUCAGAUUUACAUCAAUCUACAAAUACAUUUUUUUCAAAAGCUGACAGUUCAUUUGCACAAUCUGAGAAAAAUUUUAAGGUUGUGUACACCUUACUUUCUUCCCAUCUUGUGAAGUUGGAACAAUCCAAAGAUUUAUUUCAAGCAGGUUUGGAAAAACGUAAAGAAAAUGUAAUGCAGUUUGAAACUAUGAAAGAAAGUCUCUGCAAACUGCAAUGGAAAACAAUCAAUCUGAACAUACAAAUUGAUGUGAUUCUUGCUGGAGAUGAUGGAGUUGGGAAAACAUCUACAGGAAACUCAAUCGUUGGAAGGUCCAGGUUUGGAAGGUCCCACAUCAGUGAUCAAACUAAAAUCUUUGAAGUGUUUAGCACUAAAAUUGAUGACGUAAAGCUUACAGUCACUGAUCCUCUGCCUAAAAGUUACCAACACUCCAUUAUGAGAAAAGCUGAUCCCCAAUUUAAAAGAUCUUAUGAUCCUCUCUUUAGAGUUAUUGAGGGUAAUACAUUUCAUGUGUUAAUUUAUUUGGUUAGAUUUGGUUCAGAAAAUGAUGCCUCUUUAUAUGAAGAGAUAAAAAAGAACUAUAAAGGCAAACUAUUUUACAACAAUUGCAUCAUUGUCAUGUGCGGAGGAGAUGAGUUUUAUAAACAAAAUCCUUCCUUAAAGUUUGAAAGUUGGUGUGAGAGGCAAACAGGAAUAUUUGCAAACAUGUACAAAGAUUGUAACAAAAGAGCAGUUUUGUUUGAUAAUGAAACUGACUCAGCUGGUAAUAUGAAGGAGCAACAGACUAAGUUAUUGAAAGCAAUUCUUCAACUACCAAACCAGGGAAAGACGUUUAAAAUUAUUGAUACUGAUUGGCCUUUUAAUAAAUGCGCCCAGCAAUAAUGUAAUAAAAGGCUUACAUUACCUGUCUUUUAUUUUAUGUGCGAAAACUAACUAAAUGCUAUAAAAUAUUUACAAAUGUUAAAACUACAAUUAAUAUUGCAAUUUUCAGUGUUGUUUUGUAUUUAUGUCUACUAUGUACCUUUAUAAAUAAAAGGUGGUUUACUGGUCAGCUUGUAGUCAUCAUAGUUUCAAAAAGUUAUUUCAACUGUAAUGUUGUCCGGGAUAUACCACAUUCUGAACUAUAUGUUUAACAUUAAUUAAGCUCAUUCAUUUUCCACCUACUCUAGUCAGGAACCCAUCUAAAUUUAAUUUACUAUAAAAAAUAAAAGAAUUUACCUCCCUGAAAAAUUGCACCAAUUUUCCAUUUCUCGUCGAUUUUAUGUAGUACUCAAAAAUUAUGUUUCAGCUUUCUUAUUUGAAUAGUCAACAACUCUUUUUCACUCAUGCAUUCUAUAUAGACCUACUUAUCCGGAAUUAUGUGUAUUACUGCCCUUUCUUUGUCCAGCACCUCUUAAAUGUACCUUAGUAAAUUAAUAAUCUUUUUUUUUUUUUUUUAAUAAUAAAAUAACUAAAAUAUAUCAACACAGUUAUAUUAUAAUUUUUGAUUUAACACUAAUACUUGAGAUUGAAUUAUAGUUAGAAAAACUUCUGUGUGACAACUUGUUUUAAAGAGCAUCGUAAUAGAUUAAAAUAUUUUGAUACAUAGAAGUUAUGUUGGUUUGAAUCAAGCGUUGUUUUUAUUUAA
Messenger RNA from Physella acuta, 1956 nucleotides. RefSeq lists its product as uncharacterized. The record is from RefSeq and is a predicted model, not a curated record. Gene Ontology annotation, molecular function: GTP binding. Lineage: Eukaryota; Metazoa; Mollusca; Gastropoda; Physidae.